AUGAACAUUUUACGUCAACUACAUACCACCAAUAGAAGUCUUAUUAUCGGAACAACGUACAAGAACAAAUUUUCAUCAUCACUUAAAAUUAUUCAAAAUAAUACAAAUUAUUUGAGAAGAUUUUAUUCUGAUAAUCAUACUACUAACAGCAAUACUACGGAAAGAAAGGACAGAUAUAAAUUAAUUUUUCAAUAUAGAGGAAAUAAUUAUGACGGAUAUCAAAAGCAAAAUAACAAAGGAGAACCACGUGGAAAUACCAUUCAAAAACAUAUAGAGGGAUCUUUACAUAAACUAUUCAAUACAAAUGAUAUUUACAUUGUAGGAAGUUCAAGAACUGAUUCUGGUGUUCAUGCUCUUCAUAAUACUUGCCAUUUUGAUGUGGCUUCGGAAAUUAUUGAAAAACGAGAAAAUUACACAGCAAAGAAUGUCAUAUUUGGAUUGAAUUUUUACUUGAAGGAUGAAGAUAUUGUGAUAUGUUCAUGUGAGAAGAAGGAUAUGAAUUUUCAUGCAAGACAUCGUGUUAAGGAGAGAGAAUAUCAAUACAGAGUUUUGUUAACAGGUCCAAAACCUGACUUGGCCUACAAGGUACCUUUCAUCCAAGAUCAAUAUUGGAUUGUUAAUGGAGCUAAAUAUGAGCAAGGUGGUCCUACUAAACAAGAAAUUUCAUUGGAUUUCAGAUCAUUGGAAACUUAUUUCAGAAUUGAUGAUGUUAGAGAGGCUUGUCAAUAUUUUAUUGGAACUCAUAAUUUUAAUAAUUUCUGUAAAUCUGAUUUACCAGAAAGAGUUUCCAGAAUUAAAACCAUCAACUCUGUCACUGUAGAGGAAAUAGAUCUUCAACAGGACCAAACUAUCAGUCCUCUAUUCUUUUCCACUUCGAAAUGUAAGGAAAUUAGGUUCACUAUCAGAGGAAAUUCAUUCCUUCAUAAUCAAGUAAGAAUCAUGGUUGAUGCACUUGUUAAGGUUGGUAUUGGAAAGAUGAAUCCGACCUAUCUGAGAGCUCUCGUUCAAAAUCCAAAUAUGAGAUAUCCAGAGAAGGGCUCAGCUCCACCUCACGGUCUCUUCCUCACUAACGUUGUCUAUUAUCCAGAUGAUGUAGUUCUUGAACCACCAUCUGACUUUGAUUUUGAUGAAUAA
This is a messenger RNA of Naegleria gruberi, 1134 nucleotides long. RefSeq lists its product as uncharacterized. Gene Ontology annotation, biological process: tRNA pseudouridine synthesis. Lineage: Eukaryota; Heterolobosea; Eutetramitea; Acrasida; Naegleriidae. The transcript has a single exon. Gene Ontology annotation, molecular function: pseudouridine synthase activity; RNA binding. The record is from RefSeq and is a predicted model, not a curated record. Bases 1 to 1134 code for a protein of 377 amino acids.